GGCUCGUAUGAAGGCUUUUUUGUAGAGGUGGGGACAUAUUCAGUAAUGUUAUGAACGAGUGUGCACGUCAGGCACCCAAAGGGCGGAUGAAUUCGAAAGACUUUUCCCUUUCAGCAAUCUUUAUAACAAUCUGUCCUUGUCUGAUCAGCUGAAAAGAUGUCCGGAGCAAAUAUCUGUGAAACUGAGGAAUACAAGAGUGCCGCUGGAAUUUUAAAAAAAUGCAGCGUUGCAUGUAUCAAUCUCAUACGCGGCGGUGACAAAGACAGCCCUCACAAUUUAAACUGCAAGACAUUUUGUAGAGGUUGUUACGCAUACUACUCCACCAAGGCGGACACUGAAACAACUGCUUUACCUGAUUUUACAUCCCCAUCUACAGCAGUAACCAACCCAACUACAGCAAUCGACGCAACUACUGCACCAUGUCCUCCAUGUUAUGAAACCACACUUACAGUGCUGGUAGUUCUGAUUCCUCUAAUUAUUAUUGUGGUCAUUGUAGCAAGCUGUAUAUUCAAGCCCGUUCAGAACUUUUGGAGGAAAUUGUUAGAUAUUAAACAACCACACCCAAAUACACAAAUACCUUUAAAAGAAAAAAAAGAUGAUGGAGAAGAAGCCAGUCCUCUUAUGGGUCGCGGUCAAGAACGAGAACAGGACCGUGAUGUGCCUGAAGAGCAGGGCGCACAACAGAGUCAGAGUGAAGCCUCGGAGAGAGGAGUGCCCGAUUCCGGUCGCCCACAACAAAACCCUGAAGAUCCAUCAGCCGAAGUUCAUGCAGACACACCCGGUGAAGCGGACCCAAAACCGGGUAAUAUAGAUGUGCCAGGGCCACCCACACCAUCAACUGAUUCCCAACCAUCAACUACUCCACAUAAUAGAACCUUGGAGAGAGAAGUGCACAAAUCUGGUGAGGAGACUGAAAUCAAGGCUCCACACGGUGAUGGUGGUAUCUGUGAGGGCGGAGCAGUUCCACAAGAAACCGGCAGAAAUUUGGGUGCUGGACCUUGCGAAGAAGCAGGUGCUUCCUAUAGGAAAGACUGCACAGAUAGUUUUAUCGCUCAAACACAGACAUGAAAUAGUGGUCCCAUUGAAUGACUUGUGAUGUUGAAACAUAUCUUUCACAGAAUGUCGAAAUGACGUUAGAAGUCAUGCUUGUCAGCUGGAACAAAGAAGAUUAAAAGGUACAAUUUCUAAGGAAGAAGAGAGAGGCAUAACAUGCUUUGGUAGGAGAUAUCUUGUAGGUUUAUCAAUUUUGCACACCUGAAAAUGUUCGAAAUUUGACUCCAGUUAUGAAAUAUAAGCGCAUGAUUUUUUUGUAAAUCAAAUUGGGCUCAUACCUCCGAGACUUCAUACAAUUAUCAAUAUAAAGUAUGUAAAUAAUGGCUCUGGCAAAAUCGGCAGGGUGCCAAUUCUGCCCCCCCCCCAUCGUCAGCAUGGAGAUCUGAUUAGUCGGGAUAAAUCAGCCAAAUCAGGUCAGAAAUGAAAUCCCUCUACUAAAUGGCCUUAUGCGUCCAAGUACAUUUGCCCUUCAGUACGGGUUAAGAAGAGAAGAGGCUUUUUUCAUGAUAUAAAACUUUCGUCCACACCUCAGAGCUCAUAUUUGUGAGGGUUCGAUUUCGAAUCAGUAAAUUUAUUCAUGAUUUACAGUACAGUACAGCUUAUUGAAAAUAUGCUAAAAUUUAUGUAAAAAUGCUUUUUUACAACUUAUUGCGAUUAAUGUAUAAUAAUAAUAAUAAUAAUAAUAAUGAGUCUUUUAUAUAGCGCAAUUCCGUGACACUAUAGUUCUCGCUCAAAGCGCUUUGGGAUAUCAUAUCAUUACCCCGGUCUCCACAGAAAUCAAUCAUCAGGGGUUCCAAGGAGCAACCGCAAGGCGCUCACUUGAACUCGACCAGUAGGGGAACUAAGCAGUGACUCGGCCGGGAGUCGAACCCACGAACUCCUGAUCAUGAGGCCGACUCUCUUCCACUGCGCUACCGCUAUAGAACAAGGCCCAUAUUCAUAAAACCCUGCUGAACUAGCAGCCAACUAGGCCAUAGCAGACUGCCAAAUGCCUAGUUGGCUGCUCCAUAGUACGCUGCUAUUUUCCUAUUCAUGAAACCCUGCUAAGAACAUUGCCAGGUAGUUGUCAACUAAGAUUUUGUUAGUUGUUAGCUGGGCAUUUGGCCUUUGUCCCAAACCACAUACCACAAGGAGCGUUAGUUUCACUUUAAAUAGGGGAUGGCAUGUAAGCAUUUUAUGUGUGCCUUUCGACUUAAUAUCAACAUCUAAAAUAAUUUGUGACUCUGCAUUAGAUGGACUGAUUUUGAUUCCGAUUGCGGCAUAUGGUUGGGAUUGUCUAUUAUUUCCCUAUUGGCUUUUUUAAUGUUGCAGGGUUUGAUAGUUUGAUUUUGAGAUUUAAAAUGGACCCAAAAUAAAAAAGAUAUACCCGGCUGAUUGAAUCAAUAAUAUUUUUAGAAUCUAAGCCUUCUUUGUGUUUAAUUGUUGACUCAAUUUUAGCUUCUUUUUCAACGCGAUCAACCUCAGAAGAAUCAGCUUCUUCAUCAAUUGUAGCUAGCACUUGCUGCAAAGCAUCAAGUCUAACUCUUUCGUCAUUAUUUAAGAUAGCAUGAACACCUUCAAUAUUUUUGAUAGUGUAAGUUCUAUUGCUCCAAAUCUGUUUGUAACCCUUUGUAAAUAUAGGUCUCUUCAAUUUUUUUCUAACUAAUUCUCCAAUGUUAAACUUGUGUACAACGGGCAUAGAUUUUUCUACAUUUAAUUCAACUAAUUCAGUAGCAUGAAGGUUAGCUUCAUUUGGACUAUAGUCUAAAAUGCCAGAAUGAGGUCUUUCAUUGUAUGCACUAAUGUAAUCUUGCAAAUGAUCAACCCAUUUGACUGUAUUUUUCUCUGUGAAAUCUUUGAAGACCAUUUCUUUAAUAGUUCUAGAUAGUCUAUCAAUUAAGCCUAAUGCAUGAUGAUCACCAAUAUCCACUGUUCCAUGUCUAAUGUUCAAUUCUUUGAAUAAAUCUUGUAGUGGUUUGUUUAAAAAUUCAUUGCCUGAAUCUGUAAUAAUAAGUGUAAUACUUCCAGUAUCAUUAUAAAUUUUUUCAAAGCCAUUUUUCACUUCAAACUUAGUUUUAUUUUUUAAUGCUUCAGCAUAAGCUUUUCUUGUAAAUGUAUCAA
Lineus longissimus is the source of this 3153-nucleotide messenger RNA. RefSeq lists its product as uncharacterized. The record is from RefSeq and is a predicted model, not a curated record. The transcript has 4 exons. The coding region runs from base 157 to 1068 and encodes 303 amino acids. Lineage: Eukaryota; Metazoa; Nemertea; Pilidiophora; Heteronemertea; Lineidae.